Messenger RNA from Frieseomelitta varia, 2246 nucleotides. RefSeq lists its product as uncharacterized. The transcript has a single exon. NCBI's taxonomy places the organism in Eukaryota, Metazoa, Arthropoda, Insecta, Hymenoptera, Apidae. The annotation marks the transcript as partial. The record is from RefSeq and is a predicted model, not a curated record.
UACUUCAUUAAAUAUCUGAUUCAUAAGUUUUUUGACGUGAUGGACAAUUGUUGCGCACCACAGUGGGCAGAUUUUACACGCAGCCCGCAAAUUUUUUCCGACGAUUAUUUCGAGAUAGAACACGAAGUGCAUAAACCCCAAAUGUAUUUUAAAUAUUCAUCCAAUUUAUCCUCGUGCAAUCAAGAAAAUAGAAACGAACAAUCUGUCAAUGAAACAAAAUUUGAUGACAGUUUAGAAUCAGGGACCUCUGUAUGUUCUAGCGUAGUGUAUUUUAUACCUCAUGACAAUAAAAAUCAUGCUGUGGUGCAAAUUACGAACAAUGAACCUCGCAAAGAGUUAAAGCUAGAUGAGAAGUCCAGUAAGAUUCAUGAAACAUGGAGCGUAUCAAUAACAGAGCUAACGUCUGCUUUUAAGGUAACGCCAACAGAAAGAAAAGUUAAAAGGAUAAUACCCAAGAAGAGUAGAAAAGAUAUGUCAGAGGCAAUGUCCUCAUUGAGAGAUACUUUUGUCAAUGAUGUGAAGAAAACAAACAAUCCACAAACUAUAUUUGUGAAGAAUAAACAUGAAUCAACAGUGAAAUCAAAAGUCGAUGUUUGUUCAAAAGAUAAUCCUUCAGAUCGAAGAUUAUCAUACAAAAUUGUAAGAGUUCCAAAAACACAACACAAUGCACUUAAUACAAAACAAUACCCAGUUAGUAAACCAAAGGUACUUACUUGUCAGUAUCGCAGAACGAGCUUAAUAAAAAAACGUUCGAAUCAGUUUGUAAGUUUAGCAGAAGCAAUUUCCAAGUUCCAAACUGAAACGCCUGAAAGAUUUCGUACUCUUAAUAACAGAACUAUGAAACCUGGUCCAUUAAUGAAGUUAAAACAAUCACCACUGAAGCUCACUUAUCCAGUUUCUCCUGCACUGAGGUGCAAACAGAGAAUAAGAACAGCUAAUGCUUUGAAUCAGCAAGAGAGGGAGAAAUUGGAGCUUGAAAAUAUGAAGAAACGUCAAAUUAAAGCGAAUCCCGUACCAGUUAAUAUAUUAAAGGGCCCGACAUUAUUAAAAAAAGUGCCUAAAAAACCAGCUACAAUUACGGAAGAGUUUCAUUUAACUCAAUCUAAAAAAAUACAUCACACAACAAAUCCAUCUGUAAACAUACGACAGAAUAUGAAUGCUAAGGAACAUCAAAAAACUGUAUCUACUAGUUCUUCAAGUGUUUCUUGUAAAAAGGCAAAUAGUUUUGAAUCUGAGGUAAAGGCUGCUGUGAGAGACGAAUUUGAAUUUCGCAAUAAGGAGUUUCAAUUGAAGAAACAAGAAAAACUGAGAAAUUUAUGUGUUCAGGAAAGUGAUAAAAUUAAGACGCAGUUCCAUGCGAGACCUGCUCCAAAAUUUUCAAAGUCAACAAGUGCAGUUAAAGACCAGAAACAGAAAAGAAAUGUUAUUACACAUUCAUCUAGUUUAGAAGAAAGAAACAGAUUUGUUGCUAAAAAGAACGAAAACUGUCCUGGACCUGUUAAACAAUUUGAAAGGCUGGGAACUACUAAAAUACUCAAUACCAAUUCUAUUCCAUGUUUUAUUCGUGGUUCAGAGAAAGAAAAUAUACGAAACAAAGGAUAUAGUUCCAAGGCACUUGAAACAAGACAAACAAAAAGUUUCAGUGACGGAGAGAAUAAACAGUCUCGUAUUAUAAACAAUACUAUAGCAUGUUUAAGCACAAAGAAGAAACAGACAGUAAACCAGCAAACUGUGAAUCGCCGUGAUAAACUUCAAAAUGAAAUUUGUAUGCCUUUCAUAGAUAUUAAGAAUAAAAAAUUAAAUGAUGCCCAGAAUAAGGUUGAUAAGCUUAAAGUGAAUAUGAAAAAAAAAGUUCAAGAGAGAAACGAAUUCGAUGACAUGAUAAAGAAAAGGGAGCAAGAAUUCAAAGCAAAGAAAUUACAGGAAGAGAAAUGCAGAUUGUUAGAACAAAAAAUGGAAAAAUUGAAGUUGCGCAAAAUGACAGAAGUGAAAGCUAAACCAAUGCCAAUUUAUAAACCUAUGGUUAUUGCAAAAUCAACCAAGCCUGUAACCAAUCCACAAAGUCCUGCACUGGGAAUCAGAAACAAAGCAAAGAGCGUUUGUCAAUUUUAAUCAACAUACAAAAUACAAGUUAAUUAUAUAAUGACUAUAUGUAAGUAAUAUGAUAUAUGUUAGAUAACAUUUCUUUUCUAUGUAAAAAAUAUUCAACUUUUACUAUAAGUAUCAUAAUAAAGUAAUUUUUUAAC